AUGUCGCUGUCGUCGUCUGCCGUUCCCUUCCCUACCUCUUCCACUUCUUCUUCAACUUCCACUUCUUCUAGCUCGUCUCGAUCCUCAUCCUUGCUGGCCAAGUGGAAUCGGGAUGCGCGUCUUUCCAUCAGCAGCAAGUCCAUUCCCAGCACCCAGAUCGUCAUUUCAGCUCCUCUCCCACUCGGCAGCGGCGUGCGACGCGAAUCAUUAAUCCCACGGCCGCCCAGCAGCAGCAAGAAGCGCGCCCACAAGGAAAUCGUCGCGAAUGAGAACCUCGACGUCGACGACGAACGCGCGCGGGUCCGCCAGCGCACCACCUCCGAGGCGACCCUCACGCCCGGCAAACCAGACCACGCCUCGCCCCCAAUCUCGACGCCUCUGCACACAGCGGAGGACGUCGAGCCAACGCGCGCCGUGGCACGUGAUGGCGCGAUUGCGAUCGUCCAGGCGCGCCCGGGUCAGGCGAAGAAGACGCUGAAGGCCCUGCGAGACCGCCUCAGAAUACACCCUACCCGGGGCCCCAAGACGGAGGAUGCUGUGGCGCCCAGCGUGACCACCGGAUCUCAGCCCGAUAUUUGUCCUCCCAGUCCCACCCCCAGGCAGGCGGACGGCACGCCUAGCAAGGCUUCCCGCUGCGAAGAGCUAGAUCGCGUGCCGGUCCCACGUCCAGACGUCGCACGAAAUGGCGAUAAAUGUAAUGAGAACGGGGACGAGAACCACCGUGACCCACGUCCGAGCAGCAAACCCCAGCGCGGAGGGCCGAAAUCCAAGACGGUCCAUUUCCUGCUUGCGCCCACUGAUCUGGAGAUGAAGGCGUACAAGGAAAUGGCGAGACGUCCCGCAGACCUUGGGAAAUCAAAGUCGCCAUUGCAGCAGCGGAAUGCUAAUCUCUCGCACGUCGCUUCUACUUCGACGCGAGCUGUUCCCGCGAAGGCCUUUGCAGCCGCCGCCAAAGCAGAGGCGUCGCCAGUGUCUGCGACGGCUUCGACCGUGCUCCUCAGAAGGGACGCGGUCUUCAAGCCGCCGGUCAGCUUGACAGCCGAGCAGCUCAAACUCGGCAUCGCCUUCUACAACUCACCCCAUUUCGAGAUCUGGGAUAUGGAGGAUGAUAUAUUCGUAGCCUGGCCCGCCGAGCUGCGUCUCGAAGCCCUCGACUCCGACCGCUGGGAAUUCACCUCCCUCAUCCAGCCCGAGAUCCUGCGCGUCGCCCUCGAGUGCCACUCCAAGUACUACUGCAAGGACGGCGACCACACCAAGUACCCGUACGCCAUCUGCGACGCGGAUUCGUGGUAUGCUGUCGCGUACGGCGGGGCGGUGUGCAGGGACGGCAUGCGGUCGGCGGUCGUGCCUGCUGCGGGGAUACACGUCGCGGCGCAGUGGGAGCGCACGUACAAGCGGCGCGCGGACCCCGUCGACGUUGAGGGUACGGGUACGGGUGCGGGCGCGCGCAGGCCCAAGGCGCGUGAGGUGCCGGCCGAGCGCGGGUGGGUGCUAAGGUUCUGGAUACCGAUCCCGACGCAUCUGUUUGUGAAGCGGGAGACGCGCUCGUUCGUCAUCGAGGCGAAGGUCUGGCUCGCCGACGACGCGAGGGAGCUGCCCCACGCGGACAAGGCGCUGUCGGCCACGGCGGAGAUGACGAUCUCCCACCUGAGGAGGGCGCGGGAGAUGAUAUAG
This is a messenger RNA of Pleurotus ostreatus (oyster mushroom), 1674 nucleotides long. RefSeq lists its product as uncharacterized. The record is from RefSeq and is a predicted model, not a curated record. NCBI's taxonomy places the organism in Eukaryota, Fungi, Basidiomycota, Agaricomycetes, Agaricales, Pleurotaceae. The coding region runs from base 1 to 1674 and encodes 557 amino acids. The transcript is spliced from 2 exons.